AUGGCGACCAUCGAGCCAUCGUCGCGUGGCGUGAAAAAGGAAGAGCGCAGUUGGCGGUGGCCGCACGGUGGAUUCGCCGAAGGACAAGCCAAUCACGGGUUGCAUCGCAAGUACGAGCAACAAUGUCGCGAAGAAGAAGAGUGUGCAUCGCUGCGAAUUCGACCACCACCUCAAUCGAAGAAGCGCUAG
Messenger RNA from Penicillium argentinense, 189 nucleotides. RefSeq lists its product as uncharacterized. The coding region runs from base 1 to 189 and encodes 62 amino acids. The record is from RefSeq and is a predicted model, not a curated record. The transcript has a single exon. Lineage: Eukaryota; Fungi; Ascomycota; Eurotiomycetes; Eurotiales; Aspergillaceae.